Messenger RNA from Vanessa atalanta (red admiral), 1485 nucleotides. RefSeq names its product neuromedin-U receptor 1-like (gene NGR-A18). NCBI's taxonomy places the organism in Eukaryota, Metazoa, Arthropoda, Insecta, Lepidoptera, Nymphalidae. Gene Ontology annotation, molecular function: G protein-coupled receptor activity. The transcript has 3 exons. The record is from RefSeq and is a predicted model, not a curated record. Gene Ontology annotation, cellular component: plasma membrane. Gene Ontology annotation, biological process: G protein-coupled receptor signaling pathway. Bases 12 to 1352 code for a protein of 446 amino acids.
CACGCCGCGCCAUGGAUUCUAAUAUGUCCCUCGGGACGAUAGCUAACUUUACAACUAUUACGGAGAGUCCAAUUAUUGGCGCCAACCAAACCGAAUUCGAUCUUUGGGCAGUUCAAAUGGUCAGCUCGUUUUAUCUAUAUUAUACUCCAAUGCUAGUGUUCCUUGGUGUAAUUGGUAAUUUAGUAUCAAUUUACGUUUUUUACAUCAGUAAGUUAAGACUACAAUCGACAAGUCAGUACCUCUCGGCUUUGGCCUUAUCGGACACCGUAUUUCUUCUGCAAUUGACCCCGCCAUGGCUUAGCGCAACACAGAUCACUGGUAUAUUCCAUCGAGGAGGCUUCUGUCAGGUUUUCGUGUAUAUAUCAUACGUCUCUUGUUGUCUAAGUGCAUGGCUGGUCGUGUCUUUUACACUCGAGCGUUUUGUUGCCGUCAUAUAUCCGCUCAGACGCAACGCAGUGUGCACGGUGGCAAGGGCUCGAUAUGUUAUCAUCUCGAUUGUACUGGCGUCCUUAAUUUUGAAUAUACCGGUGUUGCGAUUCGCAGUACCCAGCCAUAACGAUUGCAACAUAGACAGAGAGUAUUUGGAUCACGCAGCACGAUUCAAUUUAGUGGACACGAUAGUAUCGUUUACGAUACCUCUCGCUGGCAUAGUAAUUCUGAACUCAUGGAUCAUGUUCGGCGUGUGGCGACUGGAGAGGACGCGCCGGCGGCUGAUGAAAGCAGAGCGGCCGCGAGGCCGACGGCGCGCUAGAUGCACGCGGCUGCUAGCAUGCCAACGCGCGCAACAGAGGGUCACGCGGAUGCUUCUGAUAGUCUCUUCCGUAUUCGUAAUUCUCAACCUCCCUGCUUAUACGUUUCGGGUGCUGGCGUACGCCUACGAUUUGAACACGGACGAGAUAGGAGGGCGUUGGACUGCUCUGCAACAGUUGUCUGUGAUGUUCUUCCAUACAAAUUUCGCUAUCAACUUCAUGCUGUACUGUCUCACCGGGCAGAAUUUUCGACGAGCUCUGGUACAGUCCGUACCCUGGCUGAGGAGGCGACCUUGUUUGGCAAACGCGUUGAGAGAUGAUGCUGUUUUGCCACCGAGAACUGGCAGUCUUUCAAGUUUGUCCGCAGUAUCCUACGCGAGUAAUAACACCGAGGCGACGAGCAACUUUGUCGUUUCAUCGGUGGCGACUAGCAUCAAUAACGUCAACAACAACCGGAGCAACUGCAACCGUAUCGAUCACUUCAUCACACGCUGGACGUUCGACAACACCAGGCAACGUCGCGGACUCAACCACCAGAACACAACAAUCGAUAUGCCGAUGGAAAAUGAGGCGAUCGAAAUGAGAACGAUGGGCGGUAUAUGACCCCGGAGAUACAGGACUACCAUUGGUCCUUUAUAUCGCACAACGGAAUUUUGAAACGGGUGUGUGAUGGAGGAGUGUUUAUAUUGUUAAAUUAUAUACAAACAAUUCAGCUUCGUGUACGAAUGUAGUUUAC